This is a messenger RNA of Egretta garzetta (little egret), 729 nucleotides long. It is a transcript of the gene GJE1, whose product is annotated as gap junction protein epsilon 1. Gene Ontology annotation, biological process: cell communication. The record is from RefSeq and is a predicted model, not a curated record. Gene Ontology annotation, cellular component: connexin complex. NCBI's taxonomy places the organism in Eukaryota, Metazoa, Chordata, Aves, Pelecaniformes, Ardeidae.
AUGGCACGGCGGUCCUUACUUCACCAUCACCAUGAUGUAAAUCCAUACAACAGCAAAAUCAAUGGACUUUUGGUUCAAGCGUUCAGCUCCACCUGGUGCAUCCUGCAACAGAUAAACACAAAUAAAUUAACUGAACCCUGUGAUUUGCAGCUCAGGCCACCAACAGUAAUUGGCCAAUCCCACACUCUCCUCUUUGGCUCAGUUUGUCUGUUUUCCCUUGGUGUUUUGGGCUUUGCUGUCCAUGGAAAUGAGGCCUUGCAUUUCAGCCGUGAGCCAGAUAAGAGAGAGGUUAAUCUUCCCUGUUACAACCAGUUCAGGCCUAUAACUCCUCAGGUAUUCUGGGCGUUACAGAUGGUGAUUGCACUGGUACCCGGAGCCUUUUUUCACCUUUAUGCUGCCUGUAAGAGCAUCAAACAGAAAGAGACCCUCCAAAAGUCAUUCUACACCAUUUUUUUAAUCUCCUCUGUUUUCUUAAGGAUUAUCCUUGAAGCUGAGGCUUUUUUGCUUCAGAUUCAGCUCUUUGGUUUCAAAGUGAACGCAAUCUAUGUGUGCGAUGUGGGAGCACUUGAAAAACAGUUUAACGUUACCCGGUGCAUGCUGCCAGAGCACUUUGAAAAGAGAAUUUUUCUUAUUGCAAUGUACAAAUUUACUGUGAUUACAGUGGUCUUGUGCGUUGCUACAUUUUUUGAGAUCUCAUGUAGAAGGCUGGGUUUCUUAAAAACUCAGUGA